AUGAUGCACUGCACGGAUGAAGGGUACAAUGUGGGUCAUAUAUCUUUUGAAACCGAAGGCGACUUUGAGGAAUGGAUGAAGUCAGCGCAAGAGGCAGCAGUGACAUCAUUUGUCACUCGCAGCAGGAAAGUUGAUGGGGACGUAACACGUAUUUACUAUAGAUGCCAUAGGUCAGGACCGUCGGUGCUUUCAGCUUCAUCAACAAACACUUGCAAGCGUGUGGUCAGCCGCUGUACCGCUUUUGUGCAUGACAAGUUCAUGUAG
This is a messenger RNA of Cooperia oncophora, 264 nucleotides long. Lineage: Eukaryota; Metazoa; Nematoda; Chromadorea; Rhabditida; Trichostrongylidae. The record is from the annotation of a GenBank genome assembly.